AUGCUCAUCAAUGACGGAGUAGAAAAACAAAUCAUACCGGAUCUGGAACUAAAUGAACUUUNAACACAACAAUCAGAUGAUAUAUACAUCAUACCUGGAUAUGCUGGCUUAUGGAGACCAUCAGCUGAUGAUGAUGAUAGUACGCAUGCACCAAUAACUAAUGACGAAGAUGAUAAACAACAAUCUGCUACAACUACAGUUAAAACUCGAACAAUUGUUCGAACGACAGAUCCUGCUAAACUUCAGUCAUUUUUACAACAACAUCAAGAUAUAACAACUCAAGAUAUACCACUUCGAUCAGAUACAUAUGAUAUAUUUAAUAGACCAUUGAAUGAAUUUUCAUUUGAUGUAUCAGAAUCGGAUAGUUUUAAAACUUGUACAUCAACAAUAAAUUCUUCACCAGUAUCCAAACAACAAAAACAGUCCGAAUUAUAUAAUUUACCAAUAAUUGAACAAAAAGAACAUCAAACAAGUCCAGAUGAAAAAAUAUUUCUUAUACGUGAACGUGAACGUGGUGUUUCAUUACCUGUUACAAUGAAAAUAGAUUAUGAUGAUAUGGCAUUACGUUUAUCAUCAUCAACACCAAUUGAUACUCAAUUAUAUUCUACAACACAAACAGAUUUACCACCAUCAUCGGCAACAUUUAGUGAACUAAUAGAAAAAACAACAUCAAGUAGUCGUGAAAGCACACAAUCAUUAAGUAGUAAUGAAAGUGAAAAACAAAAAUUUCCUUCACCAUCUUGGUUAAAUACCACGAAUACAACAAUUACAAUCAUUGAAGGACCUGAUGGACGUAAGUAA
Rotaria sp. Silwood2 is the source of this 801-nucleotide messenger RNA. Lineage: Eukaryota; Metazoa; Rotifera; Eurotatoria; Philodinida; Philodinidae. The record is from the annotation of a GenBank genome assembly.